UCCCGCCUACUCUCGGCGUCUAAGCAAAUGCCUUGUCACUAAACCUGAGGAAGAAGGAUGUAUUUGUUUUUAACGAUCAUACAAGCAGGAUGGAGAGCUCAGUCACCAAGGAUAUCUCCUAUGAGGAUCUAAAAGCGCUUCUGGGAAAGAGCCAGAAUCUCUUUCUGGUUGAUGUUCGCACUAAAGAGGAAGUGGAUAAAGGACAUAUUCCAGGAUCCGUUCACAUUCCACUUGAUACAGUAGCGGAUGCUUUUGCAAUGGUGCCAGAAGAAUUCAAGGCCAAGUACGGAGUAACCAAGCCACCACUGGACGCGCCAGAGCUGGUGUUUCACUGCCAGUUGGGCAGGCGAGGGGCAGUUGCCACAGGAAAAGCCUACGAACUUGGAUAUGUGAAUGCACGUAAUUAUGCUGGAGCAUACAAAGAGUGGUCUGCAAAGGAGGGAAAGUGAUUUGUUUUGAAGGAAAGCCUCAUAUAUAUUUAUACAAAUAGUAAUUGUGAAAUCAAACAAAAUAGUUGUAUGCUGCUUUGUUUUCAUACUCUACAACAUAGUGUGAAUAGAUACAAAUAAAAUAAAUUGUUAUCUACUCAGA
Perca flavescens (yellow perch) is the source of this 591-nucleotide messenger RNA. It is a transcript of the gene tstd1, whose product is annotated as thiosulfate sulfurtransferase like domain containing 1. Bases 90 to 449 code for a protein of 119 amino acids. Lineage: Eukaryota; Metazoa; Chordata; Actinopteri; Perciformes; Percidae. The transcript has 4 exons. The record is from RefSeq and is a predicted model, not a curated record.